AUGGCGGGCUCCAAGCGCCCCGAUGAGGGUCCCUCUAAUGCCCCGCCGGCGAUCCGUCGCCGCGUGGAUGAUGAUGCCUCUUCCGGUUCCUCCAACUCGGAGGGACCCCCUUUUCCUGGUGUUCCUGAGAGCACCAAGGAGUACAUUCGCCAGUUCCUUCGCGAGAAGGACGAAGCUCGGCAGAAUUAUUCCCAGGAGACUAUCUGGUCUCAGUACCUUGCCGCCGAACUGGAGGCGGCUCAAUCCGAUCGGGCAAUCCUCCAGGCCCAGCUCACCGCCGCCGACUCUAGGAUCGCUUUCCUGGAGUCGCACGUCCAGACCCUCCAUGCCGCAGCUGCCACCGCGAUCGGGUCGGUGAAUGCUCGCGGUGACACCGUCGCUGCCCGUCUACAGGACAUCUCCAACCGCGUCCGGGAGGUUGCCGGACAUGGAGUCCGCCGCGGCACCGCUGUAGCCCUUGCCACAGCUCAGCUCGAGUCCGGCCACGACUUCUCGCAAAUCGAACUGGUCCACUUCCCGCUGGGCAGCGAAGACUGGCAAAACCUGACCGAUCCUUAUAUCCUGGGCUGCUACAACCUCCACCAGUGCCUGAGGGAGCCUGAGGAGAACAUAGCAGUGUCUCAUGUAUGUUUUGAACAAACCUUAAUUCUGAAGAGCAAGCUGCCCUCGUCGGGUCAGCCGCCGCAAUCCCCUUCUCCUUCCUCCGAUCCCAUUUCUACUAGCAUUUUCCCCAAUCUCUUCUCUCUUGCUAACACGGCGCCGGCGGGGGGCUGGUCGGGCCGCGUCUGGGCCCGCACGGGCUGCCGCUUCGACGCGUCCGGGAACGGGUCGUGCGCGACGGGCGCGUGCGGGGCGGCGCUCCGGUGCGGCGGGGCGUCAGGCGCGCCGCCCGCCAGCCUGGCCGAGUUCACGCUCGCGUCGCCGCGGGACUUCUACAACGUCAGCCUGGUGGACGGGUUCAACCUACCGGUGGCGGUGCGGCCGGUGAACGGGCGGGGCAACUGCAGCGCCGCGGGCUGCGACGGCGACCUGCGGCGGACCUGCCCGCCGGAGCUGGCCGUGCGGGCGGGCGGCCGGACGGUGGCGUGCCGGAGCGCGUGCAACGUGUUCGGCACGGACCGGUACUGCUGCCGCGGCCAGUUCGGGGGCCCCGGCACGUGCCGGCCCACCGCCUACUCUGAGAAGUUCAAGGCCGCCUGCCCCACCGCGGCACCGCCUACAGCUACGCCUACGACGACCCCAGCAGCCUCUACACCUGCUCCGACGCAGACUACAUCAUCACGUUCUGCUCCAACAGCAAAGAACGAGUCUGUUCGUACCACAACAAUCGGCUCGUCUGCAGUGACUCCGGACGAUCUUGGCCGAUCCCAUCCAGGAUCCUGCUUGUGCUGCCCCUCAUCUUUUUGGCUCUGCAGAUUUCAGUGUGAGGAUCGAGGAGCAAUCAUCCUGAUAUACAUUCGAUUUUUUAGUUAUUUUAUUGUCCAUUUAAAAAUUAAAGGCGAUGAUGCCCUCUCAAUUCUCUAUUGGUACUUCCUUGGUUUCAAAUUAUAAGCCAUUUCAAGAAUUUUGAA
Panicum virgatum (switchgrass) is the source of this 1571-nucleotide messenger RNA. RefSeq lists its product as uncharacterized. Gene Ontology annotation, biological process: defense response. Gene Ontology annotation, cellular component: extracellular region. The transcript is spliced from 6 exons. The coding region runs from base 1 to 1551 and encodes 516 amino acids. Lineage: Eukaryota; Viridiplantae; Streptophyta; Magnoliopsida; Poales; Poaceae. The record is from RefSeq and is a predicted model, not a curated record.